Messenger RNA from Vitis vinifera (wine grape), 1470 nucleotides. Its product is annotated as auxin-repressed 12.5 kDa protein. Bases 335 to 703 code for a protein of 122 amino acids. NCBI's taxonomy places the organism in Eukaryota, Viridiplantae, Streptophyta, Magnoliopsida, Vitales, Vitaceae. The record is from RefSeq and is a predicted model, not a curated record. The transcript is spliced from 2 exons.
CGAGAUAAUAUCUCGGGGGUCCCCCGAGACCCAGUCUUCAUCCUUAUCUGCCCACCUCAUCUCGCUUUCUCCCUAUUCCCACUCUUAUUUUCCCUAUCUCCAGUUUCAUUAAUUUUUAUUUUUUUGUCUGUUUGUAAUUUUAGUUAUAGAGACAAAAAUAAAUGAUUCUUGGAAGCAUAUGAAACUGGGCUGGAAAUAUCCGAUGUUCAUGUGAGUCGGCAAGUUGGAUAUAAUUCGUGCACCAACUUCUACAUAUAAGCCAGAGACCACAGGCCGUAGUAAUCAGGGAAGAUUGAAAUUGAGAGAGAGAAAGAGAUAGAGGGAGAGAGUGAAGAUGGUUUUGCUUGAGAAGCUUUGGGAUGAUGUUGUGGCUGGGCCUCAGCCUGAUCGUGGUCUGGGCAAGCUCAGGAAGCUCACCACCAAGCCCUUGAGCGUUAAAACUGAUGAAGGAGAAAGCAGCAAGUACCAGAGGUCCAUGUCGAUGCCGGCGAGCCCUGGAACUCCGGCGACGCCUAUGACUCCCACCACUCCCACGUCGGCUCGUAAGGACAACGUUUGGAGGAGCGUGUUCCACCCAGGUAGCAACCUCGCCACCAAGGGGAUGGGUUCUGAUUACUUCGACAAGCCAACUAAGAAGGACACCCCAACUGUUUACGACUGGUACGUACCUACGCCUGUUCAUCUCCAUGCAUGUAAAGCGUAGUAAGAAGCCUCCAAACUCAAAAACUCUCUGAUGCUCCUUUUGGGUACCCAGAAAACGGAAGAAUGAAAAAGGAGCUGCAGUUAGCAAACACCCUCGGAAAAGGGAAUAAUACAAAAGAUGGCUUAAAUUUCUUUCCUUUCUUCCUUCCGUUUUCUCACCAACCAAACGGAGACUGACACGAACACUUGGCUUCAUGUUUGUCUAGAACUUCCCACGCGAUCAUGGUGUCGCGUGGGGGAACACUCAUGCAACGCAUGAUAUAUUAACACAACUUGCUUCAAGAAAUACGAGCCGUUAGAUCUGGUGUCUUUUUGAGUUUAUGAGGUGAUUUCUUUAUGAUCUAGUAUGAUCCGACGGCUUGGACCCGUCCAUUUUGUUUUCUUUAUAUUCCUACAUGUACUGAUGCGUUGUGCGGGAUCACAGGCUUUACAGUGGGGAGACAAGGACCAAGCACCACCACUGAGACGGCGGUUACCGGGGUUGCAUGUACAUACUGUUUUUGGCUUUCCAGUAUCUGCAACGUGUCAUCACCAUUUUAAUGGUUCUGUGAUUACGUGUCCUAGCUAGGAGUGUGAGCUGAGCAAGUAAGCUUAAAAUUGGGUUUUGUUAAGGUGUGAAGCGCUGACACGGUUGAGACGAGUCCUUUUGGGUUGUUUUAACUUCAGAUCUACCGUGAACGGUGGUGAUGAGUAUGUUUUUGUAUUAUUAUUGCAUCUGUUAUUAAUAAUAAUAAUAAAGAAAUGGUAUGUGUAUGCUCCUUUUUUUAA